AUGGGCCUCAUCACUGGCACCACAGCCAACCCUCAUCAUUUGGAGAAGGAGAACUUCUCAGAAGGAUCUCCAAAGAAACCUAGAGAGAGAAGGCAGCCAAGGUGUGGGAGUAAGGCUGUACCCCACCAGGUGCCCAGCUCAGAUAAAAAGGCAGACGUGGGAAAUCGGUCAACCAUGACAGAGCCAGACCCCAUCCCGGAUGCCAUGCGGUGUUCCAUUAGGCGCUGCAUCAUAGCCUCAGUGAGCAUCGGAUUCCUGUGGCUCUUCACCAUUUUGGAAGUCCCCAGGGAAAUUGAAGAUGACCGAAACGCGAUGGCCAUCAAAGGCCAAGUAGCAGCCUUGCUCUCCGUGGGGGAACUGAGGACGUGGGGUGGGAAAAGUGUGGACGGGCAGACUCUCAGAAGCACCUCCUACUUUACCUCCUCAGCAUGGCUGACGGUGGGGAUCUCCUCUGUGCCACACCUGGGUCAAAACAACCUCUUGUACACUCUGGUCAGCUCGUUCCGUGCUGCCUCUAAGGCUGAGCAGAAACAUCUCUCAGUCCUGGUCCACCUGGCAGCUUCUGAUCUCACCAGGCUCCAAGAAACCAUUGUCCGUACUUCAAGCCUCUUCAGCUCACAGAUCUCGGCAGGACAGUUGAUACUGAUCGGUGCUGCCCCAGACGCCUCCCCCACUGUGGCUGGCACCACGGACAGUGCCCUUAGUGGGGAAUCCUACUUCAAGCAGAGUACAGAUCACGCCUUCCUCAGGAGCUUUGCCACAAACCUCUCCGAUUACUUUCUGGUACUGGAGGACAACGUCUUUUGUGCCCCUAACUUUGUCACCCACAUGCUUUGGCAGGUGAACACCAUGAGGCCCAACCCGUGGGUCCUACUGGAGCUCUCAGAUGUGGGGUCCCUUGGUCGACUCCCCCACAGCAGGGACCUCCCGGCCCUGGCUCACUUCCUCAUCUUCCCCAAGGAGAAGCCCCUUGACAGGCUGACCCCUUGUUUCCGUGUUCUCCUGGCCCAGAGAAACCCGGGCCUCUGCAGUCCUUUCUUCUUCUACCGCCGGCUCUCCUGAAUGUCCAGUGGUGGCCAGAAGGCCGUACCAGCUCAGAGAAAGAACCCCUGUGGUCCUGACAACCCACCGGGAGCCAUUUUCACAGAUAUGAAGGUUUUUGAUGCUCAUUUUCCCUGGGAGGCCUAUACCCUGGAUGAGUCAUUCUUUUGGACCCGCAAUGUAGUCAUUUUGAACCAUCCUGCACACUUGAGCAAAGUACAGGUGUUGACAGGCACCACUGUGGAUGGAAAGUGCGCCCUAGCGAAGGGGCAGGUGGAGCUGGGCCGUGAGCCCGAGGGGGUGCUGCAUUGUACUGGCUUCUCCUUGCUGGGCCAUCUCCUGGAAGGGCAGGUGGAUCAGGAGAUUUUUCAAGGAACAAUGGGAUUCGCAGUGAGCUGUAUAAGGCUAGUGGUGAAAGCUAAUCAGGUUGGUGGCCUCAUAAUCAGGCAUAUUAACCUCUGGGGGGAAAAUGCCAAAGAGAUGGAAGCAGCUCAGAGUUGAAAGUAAAUCGGUAAGGGUAUGAAAAAUUAAAAUCUUGA
Manis javanica (Malayan pangolin) is the source of this 1580-nucleotide messenger RNA. The record is from RefSeq and is a predicted model, not a curated record. NCBI's taxonomy places the organism in Eukaryota, Metazoa, Chordata, Mammalia, Pholidota, Manidae.